Polyodon spathula (Mississippi paddlefish) is the source of this 3583-nucleotide messenger RNA. RefSeq names its product ubiquitin carboxyl-terminal hydrolase 49-like. The transcript is spliced from 6 exons. The record is from RefSeq and is a predicted model, not a curated record. Gene Ontology annotation, biological process: protein deubiquitination. Gene Ontology annotation, molecular function: cysteine-type deubiquitinase activity; zinc ion binding. Lineage: Eukaryota; Metazoa; Chordata; Actinopteri; Acipenseriformes; Polyodontidae. Bases 343 to 2370 code for a protein of 675 amino acids. Gene Ontology annotation, cellular component: cytoplasm.
UGCCUUUGUGGUUGUUUAAAGAGAUCCUAGGAUUUAAAGUUUGCCUGUAGUAGACUGUGGCUCAGCUGCCUAGGUGUAGUUGCUGUCUCCCUGGCCCCUUUCUUUGUAUUGCCUCUCCCCUACACUCACAGCUGUUCUCUCUUUGACUUUUUCAGUGCUGGUUUACUUUUGCAAGGUGAAGAUGCGUCUCAGCCUGUUGAGCAGCGUGUUGUGAGCCACCCUGCUGGCUGAGAUGGUGACGGUUCAGUCCCCGGCGUCAGUGAGUACCGGGUCAGUGUCACAGAUGAGUUCUCGCGCUGCAGGGAGGUCGCAGUCCUGAUCAAGCGCAUGCAUUGCUGAGCGAUGGAUCGAUGCAAACAUGUGGGCAGGCUGCGCCUGGCCCAGGACCACUCCAUCCUGAACCCCCAGAAGUGGCGCUGCGUGGACUGCCAAACCACGGAGUCAGUGUGGGCCUGCCUCAAGUGCUCGCACGUGGCCUGUGGGCACUAUAUGGAGGAGCAUGCCCUGAAACACUUCCAGGAGUCGCGGCACCCGCUCGCAAUGGAGGUCCACGAGCGCGAUGUCUUCUGCUACCUGUGCGAUGACUACGUGCUCAACGACAACCCUGAGGGGGACCUGAAGCUGCUGAGGGGGGCCCUGAGCACUGUGGUGCGCGGCCCCGAGGGAGACCCCUCCAAGCCCAGCCGCCGCAGCCUGCGCUCCCUGGCCUCCGGGGAGAGCCCCAGCUCCCAAUCCCACGGCGAGUCUGGCAGGCAGCCCGCCAUGCAGACGGCUCUGUGGCACCGGCGCCAAGCCCUGCUCAGCAAGUCCCUGAAAGCCUGGUUCGGGAAGAGCUCCCGGGGCCAGCAGCGGCUGGAGGAGGAGCGGAGGAAGCAGGAGCUGGAGAAGAGGAAGGAGGAAUUGAGGCUGCGGAGGAUGGAGGUGAAGCAGCGGUUGCUGGAAGAGCUGGCCAGCUCCCCUCCUAGGAAAAGUGCCAGGCUGCUGACGCAGGCGCCCAGAGAGCACGCUAUCAUCCCCAGGAAGUUUCGGGAGCCCCCCGAGCGGACGCCCGUGCUCACUCGGAGGUCGCUGGGCGGCGCUCGAAAGCGGCGGAGAUGCUAUCCCUCGUCUAGGCGGAAGGUGACCCCAGGGGUGACAGGGUUGAGGAACCUGGGAAACACCUGCUACAUGAACUCUAUCCUGCAAGUGCUGAGCCACCUGCAGAAGUUCCGGGAGUGCUUCCUCACGCUGGACCUCUGUGAAACCGAAGAACUGCUGGCCAAAAACUCUGGGGUUAACAAGUCCAGGGUCAUGAAUGGGACCCCCCACUCGAACGGUGGGCCGGGCCGCAAUGACAAGCUGGGGGGGCUGUCCGGCAGCAAGCAGAGCCUGCCCCCGAGCCUGAACGCGGCCGAACUGGUGCAGCCCAAAGAGCCGCGGUCGUCCCGGCAGAUGUCUCUGUGCCAUGAGCUGCACACGCUGUUCAGGGUGAUGUGGUCAGGGCGCUGGGCCCUGGUCUCCCCCUUCGCCAUGCUGCACUCCGUAUGGAACCUGAUCCCGGCUUUCCGAGGCUAUGACCAGCAGGACGCGCAGGAGUUCCUCUGCGAGCUGCUGGACAAGGUGCAGCAGGAGCUGGAGUCGGAGGGGACCAAGCGCAAGAUCGUCAUCCCCUUCUCCCAGAGGAAGCUCACCAAGCAAGUGCUGAAGGUCGUCAACACCAUAUUCCAUGGGCAGCUGCUCAGCCAGGUGACCUGCUUGACCUGUAACUACAAGUCGAACACAGUGGAGCCGUUCUGGGAUCUGUCCCUGGAGUUUCCAGAGCGCUAUCACUGUGUGAAGAAGGGGGCCGCAGCCACUGCCUAUCACAGCGACUGCACGCUCACGGAGAUGCUGGCAAAGUUCACAGAGACCGAAGCUCUGGAGGGGAGGAUCUAUGCCUGCGACCAGUGCAACAGUAAAAGGCGGAAGUCGUCCCCAAAGCCUUUGGUACUCACGGAAGCGUGCAAACAGUUACUGAUUUACAGGCUACCUCAGGUCCUGCGGCUGCACCUCAAGAGGUUCAGGUGGUCCGGUCGCAAUCACAGAGAGAAGAUUGGCGUGCAUGUGACGUUCGACCAGGUUUUGAACAUGGAGUCUUACUGCUGCAGGGACUCUCUGUCCUCGAUCCACAGAGAGAGCUUUACCUACGACCUGUCUGCCGUCGUCAUGCACCACGGCAAGGGGUUCGGCUCAGGACACUACACCUCGUACUGCUACAACACUGAGGGGGGUUUCUGGGUUCACUGUAAUGACUCCAAGAUGAACGUGUGUAGUGUGGAGGAAGUGUGCAACACCCAGGCCUAUAUCCUCUUCUAUACUCAGCGAUCAGUGCAGCAGACCAGCGUGGCUUGAACCCAGAUCCACACUCCCAGACUCAGGGCUGUCGCAAAACACGCCGACCCCAGGACUGUUUCCAACAUGCACCUAGGAACAGCCUGCCAUGCUGUCUUAAAUCAAGCUCCUUGUGCAACUGAAUUUCACUGCUUAACCACUAAAAACAACCGGAGCCCGAGGCACACUGACAACGUGGCCCACCGAUUUGAGCCGAGGGAAUUGGUAGGGAGAGUGGGCCACUGGUAUAAACUGUGGCCUUACUUAGAGGAGGCGGUGUGCCCCAGUUGAUACGGCUUGGGGAUAGUGGUUUUAGAUGAGGGGGUAGAAGGCAUUGCAGCCAAGUGACAGAAAUAUCCACAUAAUAAAAAAAACACCAGUCUGCAGGAAUCAGGUAUUUUUAAAUUCAUUGUUGCACAUCUAUCGAUUUCUCUUGGGGGUUCAGUGAUAUCUGUAGAAUACAGAGGGGUUUAUCACUCUGGCAUGAGUAACAAAAUCUCACCCACAGGGUUUACUAUUGAAUGUGCUGGCUCCCAGAUCUGCAGUACUCUGUUCCCUAUGCUGUGUUAUGCUAUACUGUAUUGAGUAUGCUAGCUGUUUGAUUGCUGGUCCUGACUUCACAGUACUGCAUUGAAUUUGCUGGCUCUCAGAUCCUCAAUACUGAGCUCUUUACUAUACUGAGUUUGCUGGCUAUCAGAUCAACACUACUGAGUUAACUUUACUGUAUUGACUUUACUGAGCUCUUCAUUUUCGGUUAGAAUAAAGCAGAUUAAGAAAUGAUCAACAAAUUAAGAAUCAUGCUGCUUGCGCUGAGAUUAAACUGUAUUCAUGGCACUGCAGUGUCAUUGCAGAGUUUUACGUUUACAAAGCAUCUUAAGCUGUGGGUUUGAUUUGCAGUUAAUUUGUUUUGAUUUCUUCCUACUUAAAAGCUGCUUCAAGGAUACCAGCACCAUAAUUGCAACUUAUUCCCAGCCAGAGAGUGAAAGUAGCCAGAGAGCUUUAGUUAAAAUGCUAGAAUAUUGUGCUUUACUGGAGCACUGGCUGUGUCUUGCCCAUUUUCAUGAAGAUUUCACAUACCUGGCUCGGUCCUGGUGUAGGUACAGAAGGAAAGCACACCAGCGUAGGAAAAGCUUUAGAGAGAAGAACUGCAAUACCAUAGAGGUACAACCAAUCAGGGCCUGGAAUAGCAGCCAUAUUGACACCUGCAGCAUGUAUUAAGUGCUUUUAACCUCAA